Molecule: messenger RNA, 510 nt
Organism: Ostreobium quekettii
Lineage: Eukaryota; Viridiplantae; Chlorophyta; Ulvophyceae; Bryopsidales; Ostreobiaceae
Source: the annotation of a GenBank genome assembly
AUGCCGCGCACGGCCGACGCUCCGCAGCGGGGCGGCAGCCUGGGCGUGGCCGUGGAGCUGGCCGACGCCGGCGGACUUCAGGGUCAGAUCGUCCGCCUGCCGGGGUCGCCGUUCGGAGAGGGGCGGGGUGCGUUGAGGCGGCUCGGGAGCGGGCCAGUGCGCCCUUCGGGUCUGGCGCCACCAGAGCAGAGCGCACCGUCCGGGCCCGCGAGGUCUGCGUCCUGGCCCGCGGGCACGCAGGGCUUCAGGGAGGACGUGGAUCGCGACGAGCGGCGAAGGGAGAGGAACAGGCGUGCGCAGAGGGUGUUCCGCGAGAAGCAGAGGAAGAGGAUCGCGGCCCUCGAGGGCGACUCCUCCAGCCUGAGGGAGAAGGUCCGUGCUCUUUCAAUUAAGAACACUCAAAUCAAGAGAGAGAAUGCAAAUCUGAAGAAGCGCAUGAACGAAGUGAAGAAAGGCAAGAUGGGAGGCGUUUCUGGCGGCCAACAAGCCAACGCGAGUGGCGCCAAAUAG